AUGCCCAGGAAAGCCAAGCACGCUGAGGAGGAGCUCUUCGACGAGGAGCCGCCCACCUCCAUCGAUCCGUAUGCCGUGCUCGGUGUUGACAAGGAUGCAACGCCCGACAAAAUCAAGAGCGCGUAUCGCAAGGCUGCCCUGAAGCACCACCCAGAUAAGGCCCAGGACAAGGAAGACGCCCAUGUCAAGUUCCAGGAAAUUGCCUUUGCCUAUGCUAUCCUCUCCGACGAGAGACGUCGAUCUCGAUAUGACAGGACCGGCCGCACCGAUGAAUCGGUCGACAUCGAGGACGAUGACUUCAACUGGGCAGACUUCUACAAGGCUCAGUUUGAGGAUGUCGUGAACGAAGCGGCUAUCGACAAGUUCAAGAACGAGUACAAGGGCAGCGAUGAAGAAAAGGGUGACCUGAUUGCGGCGUAUAACAAAUUCGAAGGAAACAUGAACAAGAUAUACCAGGUCGUCAUGCUCAGCAAUCCGUUGGAAGAUGAGGAUCGUUUCCGUGGUAUACUCGACGCGACAAUCGAGGAUGGCACCAUCACUUCGCAUAAGAAAUACGCCGAGGAAUCUGAAGCCAGCAUUGAGCGUAGGAAGAAGUACGCUAGGAAGGAGAAGAAGGCGGCCGAGAAAUAUGGAAAUGAGCUGAACGAAAAGAAGAAGUCGAAGAAGGCAAAGGGUGACGGCGACCUUGGCGACUUGGCAGCACUUAUCCAACAGCGGCAAAAGGGCCGUGCCUCUACUUUCCUAGAUAAUCUCGAGGCAAAGUAUGCCCCGAAGAAGAGAUCCACUCCGAUGGAUGAACCAUCCGAGGAAGCCUUCCAGCGGACCGCAUCACGAGCCAAGAAGGGCAAGAAAUGA
Molecule: messenger RNA, 855 nt
Organism: Aplosporella prunicola CBS 121167
Lineage: Eukaryota; Fungi; Ascomycota; Dothideomycetes; Botryosphaeriales; Aplosporellaceae
Exons: 2
Coding region: 1-855 (284 amino acids)
Cellular component (GO): nucleus; cytoplasm
Molecular function (GO): heat shock protein binding
Source: RefSeq, a predicted model, not a curated record